Bathycoccus prasinos is the source of this 2778-nucleotide messenger RNA. RefSeq lists its product with no specific name. The record is from RefSeq and is a predicted model, not a curated record. Lineage: Eukaryota; Viridiplantae; Chlorophyta; Mamiellophyceae; Mamiellales; Bathycoccaceae. The coding region runs from base 1 to 2778 and encodes 925 amino acids. Gene Ontology annotation, biological process: nucleolar large rRNA transcription by RNA polymerase I; RNA polymerase I preinitiation complex assembly. Gene Ontology annotation, molecular function: RNA polymerase I core promoter sequence-specific DNA binding. Gene Ontology annotation, cellular component: RNA polymerase transcription factor SL1 complex; RNA polymerase I core factor complex. The transcript has a single exon.
AUGUCGCAACCACACCACAUGAAACGCUUCGGCGUUGAUGGCGACAGCCAAAAAGAGGGAGAAACAACGAAGAAGAAGAAGAAGAAAAAUCUGAUGCUCAAAACCAAACGCCAACGAGAAAAAGAAUUUCAUUCAGAAACAACAAACGAGUUUAAAAGAAGAAGAAGAUCAAAACGAGAAGAAGCAGAAGACGAAAAGAACGACGAAGAAGACGAGAGUAUGCGUUUCAAAUACUCCAUGUCUCAGUUUGCCACGCAACAAAACCAGCAGAAAAAAGUGGAAGUCAUAUGCGAGGUGUGCGGAAACUCAGGCCUCGAGAAUUUCGAGGAAGACCAGAAAACUGGCAGUUAUUUCUGUAAAAAGUGCAACGCGAAGACGGAUGCUUUGGUCGUCGCACCAGACGCGGAAGCUUUGGCGAGAGCUUUGCCUGGCUUCGGCGGAGAACAAGGACCGAUGUCUUUUCACGGCGCGAGAAGAAGACGGGUCGGUUUUGGUCAUCGAGUGCACGAUUAUUCGCAACAGUUUACCAAAGAGGAAAGGAUGAUGGAAGAGAAGAGAGCGCUGAGAAUCGAAGAGAGGAAAUUUACGAAAAUGGUGGACUUGCACUGCGAAACGAUGACGAAAUUACUCAGAGCGCAAUGCGAAUUCUUCGUGGAAAGGUACAUGGAAUCUUCUUCUUACGGCGACAAGGACGAAGAAGAAAGAGAGAAGAGACGAAGAGAGAAACGCGCGAACGAGUUUCGAAAGGCGUGUCGCUCGAUUUGGUUUGCACUGUUAGCCGCAAAAGAUGAACUUUUCUCGAUCGAUAUGGACGACAUUGGCAGCGUGAACGAUGCACUCAGAACUUCGACGUUUGUUAUGAACACGAGAAAGCUACGGAAGGAAAGGAGAAAAGCCAUCGCCGACGCAAAACGACAAAAGGAAAUGUUGGCGUAUUCGGACGACGACGACGACGACGACGUAGACGAAGGGGGAGGAGGAUUAGAAUUAGAAGAAGAAGAGAACAUCGAAGAUGAUAACGAUGGUGAAGAUUAUCAAGAAGACGAGGAUGAUGACGCCGAAGAUGUCGACGGCAGAAAAGACAAAAACGGAAAAAGUUUAAAAAUGGAGGCUGAAGAAGAGAGGCAACAUCUCAACGCCGUAAACUCUCUCAUCAUGGCGCAUUUACCACAGAAAUUGACGCUUGGAGUAUUGUUCGUUGCCACGCGGAUGUGUUUUGCGGACGAAGAAUCGUUCGGAUUCACCUUUGCGAGAGACAUUUCAACGCUUGCAUCGACCGGAAAGUUGCCGUACUUGCGGCCGACGACGAAUAUCUAUAACAUGCGCGCGUGGGGAAAAGACUUGUUGAGACCGAGAACUAUGCCAACGAGCACGGACGUGAUCCAAGUGGCUGAAUAUAUUGUCGCGAAAACCGGUCUGCGUGAGGACAUAGUAUUUGAACGAAAUGUUUUCAAUCUUACCAGGGAAUUAGUACGCAGAGCGUUCCAGUCUUCGUUUCCGGCUUUUCUGCAUCAACAACCUCACAAACCCGCCGAGGCUGUCGUUGUCGCUAGAAACGACGAGAACGUAAAUACCAACGCUGACGACGACAACAGCGAAAGCAAGGCUGUAAAAAAGAAGACACAAUCGCCGCUUUUGUCUCGCGUUGCGGAUGCUUAUUGCGAGAGCGCCGAAAACUUGAUGCAAUUCUUGGGUUACGAUUUCCUCCUCGACAAGGAGAAAUACAAAUUCGAGGCUGGUCAAAUGCCUCAGAUUAGCAGAAUGAAAGAAGCGGACGCGCGUAAGAUGUUGAGCACAUAUCCAGCUGAAGUGCACGCGUCUGCAAUUAUCGUGGUAACGCUCAAACUUUUAUUUGGUCUUGACGGAAGAGUCAAGUCUCUUCAACGUAAACGGACGGCGUCAAAUCACGUUCCCGAUUGCUUCCCAGUCGACGAAAGAGAAAAUAGCGCGCUCAAAGCACCCGCAGAUGGGUGGCUCGUAUGGGCAACGAACGCUCGAAAAGCGUUCCAGGAAGAACUCCUUCGAAAACGUCGCGCUAUUCCACCAAUUUUGGCGAAAGAUAAACGGAAAGAUGAUGCGAAGGACGUUAACGCGUACAUCGAUUGGUGCGAGGCGAACAUAUUCGACGAUGCGACGAAGAAGCUUUCUGGCCGGUUCAAUAUCGUGCGCGAUAAAUUGUGCAAGAUGGCGGCGGGAAAAUCAGCGGCAAAGAUAGGAAAAGAUUACAGAGACGACGACAACAACGAUGGUGCAAUAACAUUACCAUUGAAAGCCGAUGCGGGUGCAAAAUUAUACGAAGUCUACGUGGACGUACCUUUCACCAAAGGCAAGAGCGACAGAGCUUCAGCAGCUGCGGUAGCUCAUGCAGACGGUAACAUCGGCUUCAAACAUGCUGGAUCGUUCGUGCACACUUACUCACGAAUCGAUUUGAACGCACCGGAGUACAUCGCCGUAUUAAAUUGGGCAUCGGAAGUGUGCGGCGCAAACUUCAAAAGCGCGCACCACUGCGUUAUGAUUAUGGAAAUGCUGCUGCUGUUAGAGGACAAUAAGUUUGCGAAUCACAUUAAAAACACGUGGAACGUUGCACCACGCUCUGUGUUGAAAGAAAGAGAGGAGAAGACGGCGAUGGCGACGACAACGAUAAGGAAGAAGACGAAGAAAGAGAAGAAGAAGGAAAAAAAGAAUAAGAAUAAGAAGAGCGCGGCGGCGAGUCCAAAUCCGCCGCCGCCGCCGUCGCUUAUUAGGAGGUCGCCUCGUCUAAAAAGAAGCUCAAAAUAA